Messenger RNA from Talaromyces amestolkiae, 1254 nucleotides. RefSeq lists its product as uncharacterized. Gene Ontology annotation, cellular component: nucleus. Gene Ontology annotation, biological process: positive regulation of transcription by RNA polymerase II. Gene Ontology annotation, molecular function: sequence-specific DNA binding; DNA-binding transcription factor activity, RNA polymerase II-specific; zinc ion binding. The record is from RefSeq and is a predicted model, not a curated record. The transcript has 3 exons. Lineage: Eukaryota; Fungi; Ascomycota; Eurotiomycetes; Eurotiales; Trichocomaceae. Bases 1 to 1254 code for a protein of 417 amino acids.
AUGGUAUCGUCCGCCGACGUACCCGCUCAAUUCGUGUCCAACUGGAAACCAUACAGUCGAGCGCCGAGUGGGGAGACUAGCAAUCAGAGUUCGCCCAAGGGAGGGUCUCCGCCAGGCACAAGCAACAAGCUUUGCUUAGCCUGCGAUGAAUGUCGCCAGGCAAGAGUAAAGUGUCCCGGAGGAAAUCCGUGCAGACGGUGUAUGAAUAAUGAUGGAUACUGCCACUACAGCGUCUCAAAGCGAAGUGGCCGCACCAAAGCUAUACAUAAUAAGAAGCGACAGAACAAUACCAAUACCAAUAAUGGAAACACCAAUAUCCUGUCUCCACCUUCAACGGUUGAUAGUAGCCAGAAGAAUACCGCCGACUACGAGAAAAACACUCAGAAAGCCGCAUUGGAUAAGAAUGCGACGACAUCAAUUGACCAGUCAAUGAUUUUGGAUGACUUCACUCUUAUAAAUUCCAUGGAUUCCUCAAGCAGUAAUGCAGACCUGGGAUCUGAUUCCUCACUGGGUGAUCUGUUUCCUGGUGCUUUUGAUAGUCUAGAUUUCGGCAGUUUUUUCAGCAGUGCGAAUUCAAAUGGCUCGGGUAUCCUUAUGGAUCCUCCUUUCUCAAGGCCACUAUCCGCGUCUAGGCUUUCUUUUAGCGGUCAAGGCCUCGGAGAACCCUCUCCUAACUUUAGAUUCGGCUCCCCUCUUCUUGCCGAGAAGAAUUUCUCCUCCACACCCUGCUCCUGCUUCAAAACCCAACUACUCUGCAUCUCUCAUCUCUGCGGUCCGAUGCUCGAUGAGCAGAGCAGACUUGAUACUGCUUUAGAGACAACCCGGCACAUCAGCGAGCAGAUGGUCCAGCUCCUAUCAUGUAGUUCGUGCCUCAAAGGCUCACACAGCUUCAUCAUCACCACCAUGCUUCUCCAACGCCUAGUAUGUCUGUUCUGCCACUUAGAGAAAAACAGCUCAACACUCCUCAAAACCACAAAGAUCAAAAUUGGAAACUUCCAGCUCUCGGAAGAGGAAGAACAACAGCACAAAAAGCUUUUGAUUACGACUGCGGCGAAAAAGCUUAACAUCAUGGUGAACAGCUUUUAUGAGACUGUACGACAAUUUCAGCAGGCUGAGCUUUUGCAUCAGAGACAACGGAGCGAGGAGAUGACAGAAAUGGGGCGGUCGAACUUAAACUGGGUCAUGGAUGCGAUUCAGAAGAUGAGACGGCGUCUUAAGGGUAUCAUUGGUGAAUCGGAGACCGAGGGAUGGUGA